AGCAAUUUGUGAACUCUGGCUGUUUUUGGGCUGAUAUGACGCGUGUGCCUUAGUUACAAUCAAUUUCAAAAUUAUGUUUAAAAUGCAUUACUUAUUAAUUUUCGUACUAUUCGUAGUAUUCAAUAGCAGCAAUGGAGAAAUAGUAAAUUCUAAAGUGGAUCGUAACAUUGACAUCGCGUCGCAGCUUGUAAAAGUUCUAAUAAAACUAACUUUAGAAAACACCGGGAAAUCGCCGGUAUCAACUUUCUUGUAUGCUCUUGACGCUGGUUCAAAACCUAAUUUAGCAUUUAUAGGAGCAUCGCAAGUUCAUGAAGAAGGAAGAGUUAAUCUGAAAACUGAAGACAUUGUUCUAACUCAAAACAAUCAUAAAGACAAAGAUCUCAUCAAAAUACAUUUUAAAAAUCCUCUUCAAGCUGGCAAGACCACCAUAGUGCGCUUAGAAUUGGUUUUCACGCGUGCACUUGUUCCGUACCCUUCAGUUAUUUCACAAUCAGAAAAGCAAUUGGUAAUGUAUCAUGGCAACCACUACUACUUCAGUCCUUAUCUUACCAAAACGCAAACUACAGUCAUCACAUUGCCUUCAAGUUCAAUUGAGUCAUUUACCAAGUUGAAGCCUGUGUCUCAUACAGAAAACCUUAUUACUUAUGGCCCAUAUGAUAAUAUUGGCCCUUAUACUACGAACAAAUUAACCAUUCAUUGUGAGAACAACAAUCCAUUCCUCAGCGUGACUAACAUAAAUCGUGCAAUUGAAGUAUCACACUGGGGCGUGAUAUCUGUUGAGGAAGAUAUUGAUUUAGCUCACACUGGAGCUCAAUUAAAAGGACCAUUUUCUCGAUAUGAAUUCCAAAGAGAUCAAAGUGGCAUAGCCUCUGUUAAAUCAUUUAAAACUGUGCUGCCUGCAUCAGCUAGUGAUGUCUAUUACCGUGAUGAAAUUGGUAACAUUUCUACUAGUCAUUUACGCAUGUUAGAUGACUCAACAGAAGUUGAAUUGCGUCCUCGCUUUCCAUUAUUUGGGGGAUGGAAAACACAUUAUGUCCUUGGUUAUUAUGUGCCUACUUAUGAGUAUUUGUACAAUAGUGGAGACUUGUAUGUUUUAAAAAUGCGUUUUGUUGAUCAUGUUUUUGAUGACAGUGUUAUUGAUGAUGCUACUGUUCGAGUAAUACUUCCAGAAGGCAGCAAAAACAUCCAAGUAAAGCCGCCUUAUGCUGUUGAUCGCUUACCAGAUGAACUUCACUACACAUAUUUAGACACCGUUGGAAGGCCAGUGAUUGUUAUGCAUAAAUCAAAUCUUGUUGAGCAGCACAUUCAAGAUUUUGAGAUACAUUACGAGUACCAGAAAAUGCUCAUGUUGCAAGAACCAUUUUUGGUUGUGAUAGCUUUAUAUCUUCUGUUCAUUGUAGUAAUUAUUUAUGUUAGGCUGGACUUCAGCAUCACAAAGGAUCCAAACAAGGAAAGCAAACUUAGAAUAUCUGGCUUAAUCGAAACUGUGCAUAGUCAUUGUGACAAAAGGGCCGACAUAUAUGCAAAAUUUGAUGAAGCUUUGAAUAAGUUUAAGCAUAAUAAGGAUUUGAACAGUUAUCAAGCAACUGUGAAAAAAUUGAAUGUUGAUCAUAAAAAUGAAACUCAGACAAUCACCGAAUUGUUGCAGAAGUUGAAGCAUGAAGGAUCAGAUGUAGCAGAAAAGGUAGCAGAAAUUCAACGUUAUGACAAGACUCUGAAAGAGCAGUUGCAGCAGCAAAUGUUGCUGGUUGAAAAACUCAUUGCUAACAAAAUAAGUAAACAACAAUAUUUAGAUGGAGAAGCUGCCAUUGUUAAGAAGAAAGAAGAUGUAGUUGAAAAAAUUGUGGGAGUUGUGUACACAUUAUAAGAGCUAUGAGCAACAAAUUCUAAGCUGAAUUCAUUUUACAAUUUUUUACUUAAUUCAUUCCAUGUUCAAACAAUUUAAAAGCGCUCGCCUUUCUUUUCUUGUACUGGGAAAAUAAAUUUUGACAAAAG
This is a messenger RNA of Uloborus diversus, 1995 nucleotides long. Its product is annotated as dolichyl-diphosphooligosaccharide--protein glycosyltransferase subunit 1-like. Gene Ontology annotation, cellular component: membrane; oligosaccharyltransferase complex. NCBI's taxonomy places the organism in Eukaryota, Metazoa, Arthropoda, Arachnida, Araneae, Uloboridae. The record is from RefSeq and is a predicted model, not a curated record. The transcript has 10 exons. Bases 74 to 1867 code for a protein of 597 amino acids.